AUGGCGAGGCGCGCGCAGUGGCGGUCGUUCGCGCACGCGAAGUGCGACGUCGACGACGCCCUCGCGACGACGUUCGCGCUCGCGAAAUCGGUCGAGGUGGCGGUGCCGCGAGGACGGCGCGACGACGAGGACGCGAUCGCGCGCGCGCUCGACGACGACGCGAAUGCGAUCGUCGGGACACAUUUCGAGGCGGAGAUGUCGAUCGCGGACGCGCUGGACCCGCACUUCGUGCACGAACACGUGCGACGGUGGACGGCGGCGAAGACGAAGACGCGCGACGCGGGCGCGACGUUUGGGCUGACGACGAUCGACGCCGAGGUAGAUUCGGACGAUUGUUUUUGCGUGACGCCGAAGGGACGAUUCGUUGCGUCGCUCAUGGCGGACGCAAAGGAAAGUUUGGGGAUGCAAACGACGGAGGACGCGCGCGGGAAGGCGCUCGCGAGCGUGAAUUUGACGCGAGAAGAGUUCAAGGUGGGGAAUUGGUUUCACGAUCGAAUCGGGGCGUGUGCGCGGGCGUUUGAGCAGCGAACGGGAAAGUCAAAGGUAUUGUGCGCGUACAUGGUGAGUGGUGCGCACGAGGAGGUCAAGUUUCCACGCACAGUGACGGCGGCGAGGCGCGCAGAGAGCGUCAAGACUUCGUCGCAAGUUCGCGUCAAUUUGGUGAGUCAAAGUGCCGUGUUACUCGCGUCUGCGAGUCCACCGAUGAGAGGCGAGGAAAAGGACAUCGAUGUUGAUGAUUUAGAUCGGAUUUUAGAAUUUUGUGGGCGCAUAAGUCUAGGAGACGCCUACAUGGAGGGCGCCGAGGACGACCGAGGCGACAUCGUCGAGACGCGUCGCUGGCGAGGUUUGAUGUUGUAUCCAGAUACUCGACGCGUGAUUGAUAUCGCGCGAAGGAUCGUGAACGAUGGGCUCGCACCGUGGGCCGUCGUCACUGUUUGGGCUUUCGCACACAUGCCGAGCGAACUCACAGGUGAGCCGAGAAAGAAAAUUGAGCGCGACUCAUGCGCGCCAAAGAUGGGCGCCGUGUUCACCAUCGUCUUGUACCCCGACGACAAGUAUUUGAAAUUCGUAGCGUAG
Molecule: messenger RNA, 1077 nt
Organism: Ostreococcus lucimarinus CCE9901
Lineage: Eukaryota; Viridiplantae; Chlorophyta; Mamiellophyceae; Mamiellales; Bathycoccaceae
Exons: 1
Coding region: 1-1077 (358 amino acids)
Biological process (GO): tRNA 3'-end processing; tRNA 5'-leader removal; endonucleolytic cleavage in ITS1 to separate SSU-rRNA from 5.8S rRNA and LSU-rRNA from tricistronic rRNA transcript (SSU-rRNA, 5.8S rRNA, LSU-rRNA)
Cellular component (GO): ribonuclease MRP complex; multimeric ribonuclease P complex
Molecular function (GO): ribonuclease P activity; ribonuclease MRP activity
Source: RefSeq, a predicted model, not a curated record